AGGUGCGUUGUGAGCAGCUCCCUCCCCCCCCCCGCCGGUGGGCCCGACAACGGCGGCACUCCCGCCCCUCGGGACGCAUGCGCCAUGAACAAGCGGGUCUGGUACCAGGAGCACGUGGCGCAUUCAGGCCGCGUGCUCUGUGCCCGCCUGGGCGACAAGUCCGGGCAGGUCCUGGCCACCGGAGGCGAUGACAAGAGGGUCAACAUCUGGAAGGUGUCCAAGCCCAAUGCCAUGAUGAGCCUGACAGGGCACAGCACCCCCGUAGAAAGCGUCGUCUUCGACAAGCAGGAGGAAGUGUUGGUAGUAGGUUGCACUGCCGGCUCGAUGCAGGCUUGGCAGGGGAAGGGAGAUUGCAGAAGAGUGGGUGGGAACAGAGCGAAGGUCCAACCAGGAACAUCCGCACAAGCACCAUACCUGUUUCUGCCCUGUCACACGUUGGUGUGGUUUUGGUACCCCCAUAGCAUGGCGCCGUCGAUUCAGCAGUCCAGUUCCCAGCCUCUGCUCGACUUGCCACAUGUUGGGUAUAAAGUUGAUGCCAAUCUGUGUUCACCCUGAUGGGUUCUGGACUCCUCCUGCUCCUCCAGUUUCUCCGUGUCUUGUUCCGUGAUGCGGCGUUGCCGAGUCAUCGUUGACACCUCGUUUUCUUUUUGGAGUGUUGUAAAUUCCCGCGUAAGCAGGUGGUCGUCGUCUCAGGGAUAGCCCUGCACCGGC
Messenger RNA from Prorocentrum cordatum, 711 nucleotides. The record is from the annotation of a GenBank genome assembly. NCBI's taxonomy places the organism in Eukaryota, Dinophyceae, Prorocentrales, Prorocentraceae.